Molecule: messenger RNA, 761 nt
Organism: Physella acuta
Lineage: Eukaryota; Metazoa; Mollusca; Gastropoda; Physidae
Product: lipoxygenase homology domain-containing protein 1
Molecular function (GO): protein binding
Source: RefSeq, a predicted model, not a curated record
AUAGAACUUAAAUUAGUCUGUCAGAUUAGCAGGUUCACAUUAGUUGUUCUACUAGUCGUUGCAGGCAGAACAUCAGAAGAUGAGUUCUCUAACGGUGUUUGGUUUGCUGUGUCUUGCGAUGUCAAUCCAACCAGGAUUUGCGGAUCUUGUCGAAUACAAGAUAGUUGUAAAAACAGGUGAUAAACUGGGAGCAGGAACUGGCUCUAAUGUUUUCAUCAGUUUGUUUGGUUCAAGAGGAACAACAGGCAGGAUUCCACUUGCACAUCAGCAUAAGAACAGCUUUCAGAGGGGAGUUCAGGAUGAGUUUAAUGUGUCUUACUUCAACGUUGGACGAGUUCACUCUAUUGAAAUUGGACAUGACAACGUUGGAUUGCUGUCAGGCUGGUUUCUUGAUCAUGUCAUCGUGACCCAAGCAGUGGCAGCAGUGGACGAGCAUAAUGUGAAACCAGGCUCCACAACCUACAGGUUUGACUACAACAACUGGAUCUCUAAACACGAAGGAGACGGUUCACUUGUCAAGACCAUAAAAGUCGCAUCGACAGACGUCAAACCGGCUUAAAGCAAUAUUCAGGCACAAAUUCCCUGCAAUGGAAUAUUUGGAUUUAAAAUUAAAAGAAAAUCUAAAUUAUUAAUCUAUGAUUUUAAAACAUGCUUCUUUUUAAAAUGCAUUUUAAAUGAAAAUAUUAGAAUUAAAACGUUGAAAAGAAAACAUUUAGUUUUGGGAUUAAUAAUUACAAUAAAAUAAAGUAAUAUCAAAUAUU